Danaus chrysippus (African queen) is the source of this 906-nucleotide messenger RNA. The record is from the annotation of a GenBank genome assembly. Lineage: Eukaryota; Metazoa; Arthropoda; Insecta; Lepidoptera; Nymphalidae.
AUGAGAAUACCUAAAGCAUUAAAUCCUCGUCUACAAAAGCAAUUAUUAAAACGAUUUGGUGUUUAUGACAAAGUUCUUCCUGUGAAUACAACACCCAGUCGGACAGUACCCGAACAUAUACCAAAGCCAGAUUAUAUAACAGGCAAUCCACUUUACAUAGGAAAAAAAAUUGAAAUAAAAAAUGAGGAACAAAUUACUGGAAUGAGAUGUAGUUGUCAAUUGGCAGCAAAUAUUUUGAAACGUCUAGAUCCUUUUAUACAGCCAGGUGUAACUACUGAUGACAUAGAUGAAUUAGUUCAUGCCUUGAGCAUUGAUGCCGGUGCUUACCCAUCACCACUCCACUACAAAGGCUUUCCUAAAAGUGUGUGUACAUCUGUCAACAAUGUAGCCGUUCAUGGAAUACCAGAUCUUAGACCUCUUAUAAGCGGAGAUAUUGUUAAUGUGGAUAUAACUGUGUUUUAUAAGGGCUAUCAUGGAGACUGUUCAAAAACUUUUUUAGUUGGUGAUGUUGAUGACAAAGGAUUACAUCUAGUGCAGGCAACUGAAGAUUGUUUGGAUCAGGCCAUAAAAAUAUGUGGACCAGGUGUACCAUUUUGUGAUAUAGGUCUAAGAAUAUACCGAGUAGCAAAGAAACACAAACUAACAGUUUUACCAGCCUUUAUUGGUCAUGGGAUUGGAAGCUACUUCCAUGGUCCACCAGAAAUCCAUCAUACAUUGAAUCAUUAUCCCGGACUUAUGCAACCUGGCAUGACUUUCACGAUAGAACCUGUAUUGUCUCACGGUAGCGAAUAUACUGUGAUAUUGAAUGACGGCUGGACCGCUGUCACUGAAGACAACUCCCGCGCCGCGCAAGUCGAACACACAAUACUCAUCACCAACGACGGCGCUGAGAUUCUAACCAAAUAA